ACCAUCCUCCUAAACCUGCGUGCCGUCUUGCACACAAAAUAUAAUUUUUUAAGACUAUCUGGGUAUUGAUUUCGUCUAUCUGCUUUGCUAAUUUUCUUUCGAAAGGGGGUCUUAUCCGAUCUAUACAACAAAGCUUGAGCUUUUCCCACCAUGGCUCCUUCUUCGGUCCAGAAUCAAGAUGAUACUUCUAAGAAUUUCAAGACUUCGUAUUUUGGAUUACCAGCAUUGGAUAUGUCCACUGCAUUUCCCCAGGCGACUCCUGCAUCAGUCUUUCCCCCUUGUGCUUCAGACUAUUAUCAGUUUGAUGACUUAUUGACUCCUGAGGAGCAGGCCUUCCGGAUAAAAGUCAGAGAGGUCAUGGAAAAAGAAGUAGCUCCAAUAAUGACAGAGUACUGGGAGAAGGCGGAGUUUCCAUUUCAUAUUAUACCAAAGCUUGCUACCCUGAGUGUUUCUGGUGGCACAAUUAAGGGCUAUGGGUGUCCAGGCCUGUCUAUCACUGGAAGUGCUAUUGCUACAGCAGAGGUAGCCAGGGUUGAUGCAAGCUGUUCUACUUUUAUUCUGGUGCAUUCUUCUUUGGCAAUGCUCACAAUUGCACUUUGUGGAUCAGAGGCACAAAAGCAGAAAUACUUACCUUCUUUAGCACAAUUCCGCACAGUAGCUUGCUGGGGUUUGACAGAACCUGCCAAUGGAAGUGAUGCAAGUUCUUUAACGACAACAGCAACACAGGUGGAAGGAGGUUGGUUACUUGAUGGCCAAAAGCGCUGGAUUGGAAAUAGUACUUUUGCCGAUUUGUUGGUUAUUUUUGCCCGGAACACAAAAACAAACCAAAUAAAUGGAUUUAUUGUUAAAAAGGAUGUGCCUGGACUAACAGUUACCAAAAUUGAAAACAAAAUUGGCCUAAGGAUUGUCCAGAAUGGGGAUAUUGUCUUAAAGAAAGUCUUUGUCCCCGAUGAGGACAAACUACCUAGUGUCAAUUCCUUUCAAGAUACAAACAAGGUUCUUGCUGUUUCUCGUGUCAUGGUUGCUUGGCAACCAAUUGGCAUUGCAAUGGGUGUCUAUGAUAUGUGCCACAGGUAUUUGAAAGAGAGGAAGCAGUUUGGAGCUCCAUUGGCAGCAUUCCAACUUAACCAAGUGAAACUUGUGCGUAUGUUGGGUAAUAUUCAAGCAAUGCUCCUGGUUGGUUGGCGCUUAUGCAAACUCUAUGAGUCCGGAAAGAUGACACCUGGUCAUGCUAGCUUGGGGAAGGGAUGGAUUACCUUGAAGGCAAGGGAAACCGUGUCUCUUGGGAGAGAGUUGCUUGGUGGCAAUGGGAUCUUGUCUGACUUUCUCGUUGCAAAGGCUUUUUGUGAUUUGGAGCCCAUUUAUACCUAUGAAGGAACCUAUGAUAUUAACAGCCUGGUGACAGGGAGAGAAAUCACUGGAAUUGCAAGCUUCAAACCAACUGCAUCGACUCGACGAAGCCGCCUGUAAGAGAGUCUCUCUUCGGACUCAAAUCCUUGAAACUGCUCCAUCCAAGGGUAAACAAUGACUCCAUGUCACUCUUGACCUGUAUUUGUCACAUAUAAUAAGCAGGACAGGUGGAAUUUUAAUCCUGUUAUAAAGACUGCAAUAAAAAUAAGAUGCAUAGUGAAGUUCCUGCAA
Molecule: messenger RNA, 1641 nt
Organism: Telopea speciosissima
Lineage: Eukaryota; Viridiplantae; Streptophyta; Magnoliopsida; Proteales; Proteaceae
Product: acyl-coenzyme A oxidase 4, peroxisomal
Exons: 14
Coding region: 151-1470 (439 amino acids)
Biological process (GO): fatty acid beta-oxidation
Cellular component (GO): peroxisome
Molecular function (GO): acyl-CoA dehydrogenase activity; flavin adenine dinucleotide binding
Source: RefSeq, a predicted model, not a curated record